This is a messenger RNA of Haliotis rubra (blacklip abalone), 798 nucleotides long. RefSeq names its product putative nuclease HARBI1. The transcript has 2 exons. The coding region runs from base 1 to 798 and encodes 265 amino acids. The record is from RefSeq and is a predicted model, not a curated record. NCBI's taxonomy places the organism in Eukaryota, Metazoa, Mollusca, Gastropoda, Lepetellida, Haliotidae.
AUGGCGUUGAUCAUUCAACCGAAUGCGGCGUUCAUGGUGCCGUUAAAGGACCAAGGACAAGAGAAGGUUUAUAGAGCUUACGAUUUAAACAUUCUAGGCUAUUCGGACAGUGAACUGCGUCGGCGUUACAGGUUUGGAAGGAGGUCUAUCGAGUAUUUGGUGGAUACUUUGAGAGACGAUCUUAAAAGACCAACAAAUCGCGGAUACGCACUUACAGUUGAGCAACAAGUUUUAAUUGCCUUGCGAUUUUAUGCGAGUGGGAGUUUUCUCCAAGUGGUUGGGGAUACCUUGGGUGUGGACAAGAGUUGUGUUUCACGAGUGGUUAGAGAUGUCACUGAUGCCCUCGUUGCACGCAAGGACGCUUACAUUACUUGGCCAACCGACGCCGAGCACCUGCGUACUAUUCAGAGUGGAUUCUACCAACUCGGUGGGUUUCCUAACGUAAUAGCUUGUAUAUACACCUGCUUUGCGGGAAGGUUAACAAACGUGUGUGCCAAGUGGCCAGGUGCCCCUCACGACAGCCACAUAUUCCGGACAUCUGCACUCUGUCAUCAUCUUGAGCAACAUCACACAAGGAUUGCUGACGGUUUCAUUUUAGGAGACAACGGAUACCCGUGUAGGCCUUUCCUCCUCACGCCCUACUUUAACCCCCAUGGACAACCAGAACAGAGAUACAAUGACAGCCCAUGCGCGACACGUGUGACACUUGAGAGGACAUUCGGCAGGUGGAAACGACGUUUCCAUGUCCUACACUCUGAGGUAAUAUUGAUACUGAGUAAAGAUAUGUUUCAAUCCUAA